UCCCGCUACCAUUGAUUCACGUUGAAAGCGUGGAUCACACCAAAAAUGACUACAUAUUCCAAAAAAACAUUUUGUCCCUGGCCGGGUGCCGUGUUUUCAAAAUACACGGAGUUAGCCGAUUACUUUUAUUUGUUUUAAAAAUUGUUAAUAACUGUUCCAGAGGUAAUUAAAAUAUAGUAACGUUAAGCAUGAGGAUGAGGAACCUCUGGACCAAAGCAGGUGUUCUGGGCUCGGUGUCCAUGGCGUUUGGAUCCAUGUUCUGGUCUCAUAAGAAGACAGAACCAACUCAGACGGAUUCGGGUUCGGCCCCCGCAUGCACGGAACCACCUUUUCCUUACGAGCUCAAACUCGUGCAAGUCCUGUUCCGCCACGGAGCACGAACUCCGCUGAAGUCUAUACCAGAUGUCAUGGAGGCCCAGUGGGUGCCUAACCUGCUGGAACCCCCAGCACACACACAGAUCAACUAUGCGGUGACAGACCUGGAAGGAGGUCCACGGCCCUCCUCACCGGUGGAGGACAGCUACCGGGCCAACAUACUGACCGGGGGUACGUACCCAGGUCAGCUGACCACGGUGGGCAUGCAGCAGCUGUAUGAGCUGGGAGAGAGGCUGAGGAAGAGGUACAUCCAGGCCACAGCCUUCCUCAACCCUACCUUCAGCCCUACAGAGGUUUAUGUGCGUUCCACUAACAUUGUGAGAACCAUAGAGUCUGCCAAGUGCCUGGUGGCAGGGCUGUUCCAUCAAAGCCAGAGCGACAUGGUUCCCAUUCUGACGACUGAGGCAGAGUCAGAGAUCCUGUACCCUAACUACCACGGAUGCAGACUGCUCAAACUCCUCAGUGGUCAUCGCUGGGCGGCAUCAUCCACUCUGCCAGACAUCGCUGCGGACCUGAGGAGCAUCAAGAGUGCUCUGGGCAUCGCUGCCCACCAACGGGUUGACUUCAUCCUCAUCAGGGACGACAUGGUGGCGAGAGAGACCCACGGCCUACCCUGCCCACCAGUCCUGGACUCCUGGAGGAACACAGUGGAGCAGAGAGCUGUGGAGAUGAUCUACCACAUCUACGAACCCAGCAAGAGGGAGAACCUGCAGCUGUGUGUGGGUCCCCUCCUGCAUACCCUGAUGGACAACAUAGAAGACAAAUUACAGGACACAACCUCAGAGCCCAACAGGAAGCUGUUCCUGUACUCUGCCCACGACACCACUCUGAUACCCUGUCUCAUGGCUCUGGGGAUUUUUGACAUGCGAUGGCCACCGUACGCUGCAGACAUCACCCUGGAGCUGCACCAGCACCGGCAGACCAAAGAGGCCUUCGUCAAAGUGUCAUACAUUGGCCAGGACCAGUUGAUUCCAGGCUGUAAUGGAGUCUACUGCCCCCUGCAGGAGUUCAAGCAGGCCCUCUCCAACUACUCACUGACCUCUGAACUCUACGAGUCACUCUGCAACCACACAGAGGGCGUGGCUGACCCCUGAGGCUUCUGCGACCCCCUCCUUACCUCUCACCUUUGACCCCCAGCUCUGCCCCAUGCACUCUCACUGUUACCAGCCACCAUGUUUACAUCCCACCAGAGACCUCCACUCUCCAGCCUAGCAUUAGCCUAUUACUAGCCAGUGUAUUACAACAGAGAUUUUCAAAGUGUCUUAAUGUUCAUUGAAGGGAGGCCCACUGUCUCAGACUUUGAAAACGGCUAUAUUUACAGUACAAACAGUCUAAACGCACAAAUGUAGCUUCACUGUCAAAGUGCAUAACUGCCUUUGAACCAUAUCCUGUGUGUUACUGCUCCUACUGGUUUAGAUUGAGACAGUUUUACUUACAGAGAUCUUAAUUAUUGAAAUAAUCUGGUGAUAUAAUCUGCCUAAAAAAUAAGUAUGUUACCGAUUAUAUUCAUAUUCAGUAUGGAAAAUGUAUGCACUCACUAACUGUAAGUGCUCUGGAUAAGAGCGUCUGCUAAAUGACUAAAAUGUAAAUAAGCAAUGUGCAUUUACUGUAUGUCUGUAGAUAUACUGCAUUUAUCCAAUUACUUUAUGCACUAUAAAGACAGAGCACCAGAUUCUAGAUAUUUACUUUCUGAAAUAUGUUCUGGCUUUGUUGCUUUUAGAGUGAACCAAAAUUCUUCAUAUCAAACUGCAAUCUUUUCCUCAGGGGAAAACCAAGCACAUCAUGUAAGUAGUGUUCAUAGACCAAGGGAACCAAAUGUAUGGUAUGAGUGUGUGUGUGCAUAUUUACCCACACCAAAUCAUUCAUUUUAGAACCUGUUCAAAGGGAAUUAUUCUGCUAAAGAUCUGUUGUGUGAGUGAAACAGUAUGUGCUGCCUUUUAGGAAUUUGUUGAUUAUAUUGUGUAUAAAUUAUAUGCAUGGACAUAUGAGCAAAUAUACACACCCACAUUGGCGUGAUUUAAUUUGCUUGUUAGUUGUAUGCCUCAUCAUGGAGAGUUGCCCUGAAAUUCUGUGACUUUGCUUUGGAGUGGUGGAGAGUAAUAAAGAGAGAGUUGGUCAAUG
Molecule: messenger RNA, 2496 nt
Organism: Coregonus clupeaformis (lake whitefish)
Lineage: Eukaryota; Metazoa; Chordata; Actinopteri; Salmoniformes; Salmonidae
Product: lysophosphatidic acid phosphatase type 6-like
Exons: 11
Coding region: 189-1469 (426 amino acids)
Biological process (GO): dephosphorylation
Molecular function (GO): phosphatase activity
Source: RefSeq, a predicted model, not a curated record